Molecule: messenger RNA, 1887 nt
Organism: Adineta steineri
Lineage: Eukaryota; Metazoa; Rotifera; Eurotatoria; Adinetida; Adinetidae
Source: the annotation of a GenBank genome assembly
AUGUUAAUUGAUAAUCUUAUGCUAUUGGAAGAUGAACAUCAGUACGAAGAAUAUAUCCGGAAUUCAUUAGAGGACGAUAGAAUUAUCCUCAUAAUUGGUGGUCAAUUAACUGAAAAACAUGUCCCGCAAAUUCAUCACCUGCCACAAAUUCUUUCAAUUUAUAUUUAUUGUUCACAUGAAGAAAAACAUGAGCAAUGGAUAAAACAAUAUAAUAAGAUUAGAGGUGUAUUUACUCAGUCAAAUAAACUUAUUGAAAAUAUCCUUUUGAAUCACAAUGAACAAAAUUAUAAUACUGAUCGAUCAAUUUCAUUUGAUAUUUUUGAUGCAAAUAAUAUUAAUAAUGGACAUUCAACAAGUAAUCUUAACGGAGAAUUUAUUCAUUCGCAAUUACUGAUUGACUGUCUUAUUCGAUUAAAAUCAAAUGUAAAUUCAAAUGAAAAAGAUGAAUUUCUUUCUUUUUCUAAGGAAUAUUAUAAAGCGGAUGAAACUAUUGUAAAAAAUCUUCAAAACUUGUUAGAAGACUAUUCUAAAGAUAAAGCAAUACAGUGUUAUACAAGUGGCAAACGUAUAUUUCACGUAUUAAACAAAGCACUUCGUAAUAAAGAAAUUGAUCAUUUAUAUUAUCUUCGUUUUUUUCUUCGUGAUAUGGAAGAAGAGUUAAAAGCAAUUUCACGUGAAUCGCCUACUAUUCAUGUUUAUCGAAGUCAAAAAAUGUCAUUGCAUGAAAUUCAAAAGUUAAAAACUUCUAUUGGACAAUUUAUUUCGAUUACUACAUUUCUCUCAACAUCCUGUAACUCAUUGGUAGCUGGCAUGUUUCUAUCAAAUAAGUCGUCAUCAGAUGGCUUAGAAUGUGUGAUUUUUGAAAUUGAAGCUAAUUCUAACUUAAAUAAUAUCAAACCAUUUGCUGAUAUUUCUGGUAAAAGUUGGUUUCCAGACGAAGAAGAAGUACUUUUUAUGGCAGGAUCUAUCUUUCGGCUUAAUGACGUUUAUCUCGAUGAUAAAAUCUGGCAUGUUAAAUUACAACUGAGUUCUCAUGAAGAUGAACAACUUAAAUCACUAAUGGAUUAUAUGAUAAAUGAAUAUGAAUCUGAAGAAGUAAAUCUUUUUUCAUUUGGAAAUAUUCUUCGUGGUAUGGGCAAAUUACAUGAUGCUAAAAAUUACUAUGAUCGUUUUCUUAAGGAAGCAUCCGAUGGUCAUCAUGAUUUAGCUGGAUGUCAUCAUUCACUUGGCAUUAUCGCAGAUGAAAAUGGAGAUUAUGAGCAAAGUCUAAAACAUUUUCAAAAUUCACUUGAAAUCGAUAAACAAUCAUUGUCAGAUAUAAAUCAUCCUAAUAUAGCUCUCAGUUACAAUAGUAUUGCUGUUGUCUAUACCAAAAAAGGUGAUUAUCAGAAAGCAUUAAAUUUUUUCAACCAAGCAUUGAUAGUAUUCAAGUAUGUAAAUGGUGACGACGAUCUAGAAGUUGCUGGAUGUUAUUACAAUAUUGGAGGUGUGUAUCAGACUACAAAGGAAUACUUGAAGGCACAUGAUUAUUAUCAGAAUGCAUUGUCAAUUCGUAAAAAACAUCUUCCUGAAAAUCAUCUUGAUAUUGGUGAAUCUCAAUGUUCUAUUGGAAAUAUUCAUUUAUUAUUAGAUCAACUGGAUUUAGCUUUAGAAUGUUAUUAUUCUGCACUAGAAAUCUAUAAAAAAUCAUGUUCUGAUCAACAUUCUGAUAUUGCCAUUGUCUUAGAAAAUUUAGGUCUCGUUUAUGAACAGAAAGGUGAUUGGCAACAUGGACUGGCAUAUUUUCAAAAAGCAAAAAAUAUUUAUAUAAAUAUGUCACUUCACCAACAUCCGACGAUGAAAAAAAUCGAAGAUGGUAUUAUUCGUAUUUCAUCUAAACUAAACUAA